GUAAUUUUGAAGAUGGAAAAAUCGAUCAGAUCAGCUAUUACCGAUAAAUUCGAUGUAACCGCGUAUCGAUUGCCAGUAUUCGAUAGGAGGCAACGUGAGUUUGUUGAAACUCUUGGCUCAAUUUCUAGCCGUGAUUUCCAUCAUGAACUGAAUAUGAUUGUUUCAGCUAUUGUUGAAGACCUCAUCAGGUGGACGGUGCAAAUGCGGUUCGUAACUGAAAGUAUAGCAGAUUCCCGAUUGGUUCUUCGAUUAAUUCCAGAUAAAAUUUUCCGAGAAGUGUUCAGGAAACUGAAAUUUCAAUUUCCAAAUCUAGUAGAUCGUUGUGAUGUGAUACUUAAGGAAAAAAAAUUUUUGGAUCUUAUGAUGGGAAAACUGAGAUCCAAAAAAAGCAGUUAUAGGCAAUUGAAAAAGCGAAUGAUAGCGAGGAGUGAAAUCUAGUUGUUAAUUUUUUUUAUUUCCUCUUUUUUGUAUUAUUUCUGAUUUAUUUCUGAUUUAUUUCAUUUCUUUUCUUUCAUUUG
Dermatophagoides pteronyssinus (European house dust mite) is the source of this 518-nucleotide messenger RNA. RefSeq lists its product as uncharacterized. Lineage: Eukaryota; Metazoa; Arthropoda; Arachnida; Sarcoptiformes; Pyroglyphidae. The record is from RefSeq and is a predicted model, not a curated record.